Messenger RNA from Emiliania huxleyi CCMP1516, 324 nucleotides. RefSeq lists its product as hypothetical. The record is from RefSeq and is a predicted model, not a curated record. The transcript has 3 exons. The annotation marks the transcript as partial. Gene Ontology annotation, molecular function: actin filament binding. Gene Ontology annotation, biological process: Arp2/3 complex-mediated actin nucleation. NCBI's taxonomy places the organism in Eukaryota, Haptophyta, Isochrysidales, Noelaerhabdaceae. Gene Ontology annotation, cellular component: actin cortical patch; Arp2/3 protein complex.
AUGAGCAAGCCGCCUGUCGUUUGCGACAAUGGCACCGGGUUUGUCAAGUGCGGCUUCGCGGGCGACAACUUCCCUACGCACAUCUUCCCGUCGAUUGUCGGCCGGCCCAUCCUCCGCGCCGAGGAGAAGGUGGGGCAGGUCCAGCUCAAGGUGCGUGGCCCGCGUGAGUGCGGGCGUUGGCGUCGCCUCUCCACGCCCACGUCGUACCCAAUCACGAACGGGGUCGUGCAGCGGUGGGAGGACAUGUGCCACCUCUACUACUACACCUUUCGCGAGAAGCUCAAGAUCGACCCCACGGAGCACAAGAUCAUGCUGACCGAGGCG